This is a messenger RNA of Patella vulgata (common limpet), 1534 nucleotides long. RefSeq lists its product as uncharacterized. NCBI's taxonomy places the organism in Eukaryota, Metazoa, Mollusca, Gastropoda, Patellidae. The transcript has a single exon. The record is from RefSeq and is a predicted model, not a curated record. The coding region runs from base 112 to 1440 and encodes 442 amino acids.
UUUCUUAGUGCCAUACAAUCAUUAUAUGAAAAUACGAGAAGUUCUGUCAGGAUCAAUAAUAGGCUAACUGAGUGGUUUGAAACAAAUUCCGGUGUGAAACAAGGUUGUCUCAUGUCCCCUAGCCUUUUUUCUAUAUACAUCAACGACCUGGUAGAGGUCAUUAAUGCAGCAAAUUGUGGAGUAACAGUAGACAAUAGGACUAUCUCAAUUAUGCUAUAUGCUGAUGACAUAGUGUUAAUAACCCCUGAUGAAACUUCUAUGGAUAAAUUAUUAUCAGUGUUAAAUGAAUGGUGUGAAAAAUGGCAGAUCUCCCUGAACCCCCAAAAGACUAAAAUUGUUCACUUCCGUACCCCUAGUAAACCCCAAUCUACCCAUAAGUUUACAUGCGGUCCGGAGAUAAUUGAAACAUGUGACUGUUAUAGAUACUUCGGUUUAUGGUUUAAUGAACGUCUAGACAUGAAUAAAACGGUUAAAGAACUGUCAAAGUCAGCAAGCAGAGCUUUAGGGGUUCUGUGUAUAAAAUUUAAGAUACUAGGAGGAAUGACAUUUAAAGUGUUCUCUAAGUUAUAUGCAUCCCUUGUAGAACCAAUCCUAUUUUAUUGUGCUGGUAUAUGGGGCACCAAGUCCUACUCCUGCGUCAAUAAUAUUCAAAAUAAAGCCAUCAAGUUCUUUCUUGGGGUUGGGAAGACCACUUCAAACCUAGCAACUAGGGGGGAUGUUGGUUGGACCUCCUGCGAAACCAAGCAAAAAGUUGAAUGUAUUAGACAAUUAUGUAAAUUACACCGUUUAGACUCAAAUCGAUAUCUUAGUUCAUACUUUAAUUACCUAAUGAUUCACAAAACUAGAAAUUCAUGGUAUACAAAGGUAACAAAAUUUGUAGAAUCAAUUAAUUUAGGAGAAUUGAUAAAAUUUAAUAUAAAUUCUGUCAAAUAUGCUGUAAAUGAAGCUAAACUCAGAUUUGAUGAACUUGACUCCCUUAACUGGUCAAAUGAUAUGUAUAAUGAUAAAAACAAUGUUAAUGGAAAUAAACUCAGAACCUAUAGACAAUUUAAACACAUCCGAAUAACCGAAUCUUAUGUAACAAACCCUAAGAUAACUCGUCACCAACGACGGUUAAUCAGUCAGACCCGUAGUGGCUCGUUACCAAUUGCUAUAGAAACGGGUCGUUACAGUAAACCUCCCAUACUGUUAGAAAAUCGGCUAUGUAAUUAUUGUGACCAGAAAGAAAUUGAAAAUGAAUUCCAUGUGAUAAUGAAAUGUAAAGCAUAUAAUGAUAUCAGACGUGAAAUCCUUGCAGACUUUGUAAACAAUACAAGUCCAAAUUAUGAUGAAUAUUCAUAUGAGCUCUUUUUGAUGAUCAUGUCCGAUGACUACGCACAAACAAGUUUAGGUAAAUUUCUAGAACAGAUGUAUUACAAACGAAAACAGCUCUCCGUCUAACCGUAAACAUUUCCCCAUACCGUAUUCUAUGAUAUAUUUGUCUUUGAUUUUGUUUUAUAAUAAGCGAUUCUUCGUGUCAACAUACCCUGGUUGU